Molecule: messenger RNA, 1620 nt
Organism: Hevea brasiliensis (rubber tree)
Lineage: Eukaryota; Viridiplantae; Streptophyta; Magnoliopsida; Malpighiales; Euphorbiaceae
Product: spermidine sinapoyl-CoA acyltransferase
Exons: 1
Coding region: 70-1515 (481 amino acids)
Source: RefSeq, a predicted model, not a curated record
UUAUCAGUUAUUCUCAUUGUAAUUACCCUCUUAUUAUCAAUUAGAUUCUCACACCCACAUCUUCAUUCCAUGGCAACCCACCAUAAUAACAUGCCCUUUCUUCUUGAAAGAAAGGAUGUUGAGCUUGUUAAACCAGCGAAACCUACCCCCUUUGAAGUUCUUUCUUUCUCUAGUAUCGAUAAUGAUCGUAACCUUGAGCUUUUAUGUCAAAGCAUUUAUGUAUACCAAGCAAAGCCCAUUCUUUCUAAUGGUAAUGCUCAUCAUCGUGAUGGUAUUGCAUCAAAGUUUAAUUGUAAAGGAGCAGACUCAGACCCUGCCUGUGUGAUUAAAGAUGCCAUUUCCAAUGUUUUAGUGCAGUACUAUCCUCUAGCUGGAAAGCUCAAGAGGAAUAGUGAUGGUAGACUAAAUAUCACCUGCAGUGGAGAUGGUGUGCCAUUCUUGGAGGCAACUGCUAAUUGCCAGCUUUCUUCUCUUCAUUACUUGGAUGGUAUUGAUGUUGACAUUGCCAAACAAUUUGUUUUUGAUUUUCCAUCAAAGAUUGAGUCUGGUUAUUACCCUCUAGUAUUUCAGGUGACCAAAUUUUCAUGUGGGGGUUUCACUAUUGGAAUGGGCUUAUCACACUCAGUGUGUGAUGGGUUUGGUGCAUCUCAAUUUUUCAGAGCCAUGGCCGAGUUUGCAAGUGGAAAGACUGAGCCUACGUUAAAACCCGUGUGGGAAAGGGAAAGACUGGUAGGAAAAGCUACUCAGGAACCUUUACCCCCAAUAGUUGAAAGCGCUGGUUUAGCAAAAUCGCCAUAUUUGCCAACGACUGACAUCUUGCAUGAAUGCUUUUACGUGAACAGUGAGAGUAUAAGAAGACUGAAAAUGAACCUAAUGCAGGAAUUACGUGAUGAGAAUGGAGUAACGAAAGAAAGUUUCUCCACUCUUGAAGUGCUUGGUGCCUACAUUUGGAGGUCAAGGUUUAGAGCUUUCAAGCUGAACCCAGAUGGGAAAACCAUCUUCUUCUUAACUAUGGGGAUAAGGCAACUUUUGAAUCCACCUUUGCCUAGUGGGUACUAUGGAAAUGCCAUUUCAUCUUCAACUGUGGACUUAAUGGGUAGGAAUCUCAAUGAAGGACCACUUUCUGAAGCUGUCAAACUCAUCAAAGAAAGCAAGAAACUUGCUUCUAAUUCAGACUACAUUUGGAAUCGCAUAAAUAUUAUGGAGACAUUAAUAGAGAAAAAUAUCAAGAUUGAAGCUGGGAGUGGUGCAGUCAUGGUUUUGACAGAUUGGAGGCAACUGGGUCUGUUGGAGGAAGUAGAUUUUGGAUGGAAGGCUGCAGUGAACAUAAUCCCAGUGCCAUGGAACAUGUUUGGUUAUGUGGAUUUGUGUAUUUUCUUGCCGCCUUCCAAUUUGGAUAGUUCAAUGAAAGGUGGAGUUAGAGUGCUUAUUUCUCUCCCAAGAGCUGCUAUGCCCAAGUUCAAGGAAGAGAUGGAUGCCCUCUUGCAGCUGGGAGAUGAAGAGGCUAAUCCCUAACUGCCAUAAUAAAUUGGUGCAACAAAGUUUAUUUAUCUGCAUUAAUUAAUUGUCUCAUUUCUAUUUUACUUUCAAUUGAAUCAGACUAAUGAAAACUCUUUUUUA